Messenger RNA from Drosophila busckii, 1594 nucleotides. Its product is annotated as protein NOXP20. The transcript is spliced from 3 exons. Lineage: Eukaryota; Metazoa; Arthropoda; Insecta; Diptera; Drosophilidae. The record is from RefSeq and is a predicted model, not a curated record. The coding region runs from base 54 to 1490 and encodes 478 amino acids.
GAAAAAGGGAAAGAAAGAAUAUAAAAUAUACGACGUGUACGACUUAAACAAAAAUGUCAAAAGAAGAUAAUGGCUGGAAUCAAAGUGAUGAUGAUUGGGAUGACUGGGGCGAUGGUGACGACGACAAAUUUGUGCAUGUGGAGCCACAGCAGCCCCAGUCGGAAGUGGUGGAGAAAACAAUGAUCAAAAAUAACAAAAUUGGCAACGCAAAAGGAGCAGCAGCGGAGCCUUCAGUGCCACAAGUUGCUACACCAGUCGCAGUAACAACAACGCCAGUGACAUCUCCCAGUGCGUCGUCAGCUGGGUCUGGCUGGGGAUUAUGGGGUAGUAAGCUAAGCUCUGUGCUGAGCACAGCGACUGAAGGAUUGGGCAACAUAACUACGCAGGUCAACCAGGGGCUCAAUCAAAUAAUUGGCGUGCCCGAUCCUGAAGAACUGGCGCGCAUGAAUGCUGCCGAGGCUGCCGCCAAGGAAAUAAGUACCGAAAAGACAGAAGUGGAGGAAACUGAGCAAGAGCAGGAACCUGAAUCAGCCAGUGGAGCUGCCUUUAAUCUGGGCAUAGUAACAACUCUGGGGAGCAAGGUGCUGAACACAGGUCUGGAUACACUUGAGGGCAUUGGCAAAAAGACCAUGAACAUACUACAAGAGAAUGAUCCCAAAUUAAUGAAUAAGCGCAAGCUCUUGGGACUUGAUGCGAAUAAGCCAAACCUAAGUGCAGUGCUGUUAGAAGCUAAGAAGGAUGCAGACCAAAUGGAACAAUCAAUGCAGCAACUGCAGCUGGAAAAGAAAAAGGCACAACUGCGUUUCGAUGUACUUUUUGAGAACUACUGCGGCUUGGUGCAUUAUGAAGCGCUAGAAAUCUUGUCUAAGGAGUCGCGUCUCAAGCUCGAUACACUGCUUGAAGCAGUGAGUGGGCAAGCACUAAGUGAACUGCAGGAAACUAUAAGCGAGGUCAAGGAGCUUCUUGAUAUGGAGAACUUGGAAUGUGAAAGCGAAGGAGAUUAUGAAGCUGCUGAGCUCAACGAGCGUCUACUGGAAACCAUUGUUGAUGCAGAGGUGGAGAUUAAGUUCGAUGAUGUGACAAAUCACUGGACGAAGUCGCAUAGCUGGCUCAGCUCGGAGGAGGCGAGUACUGCAGAUCUGGAGGAAGCUUAUGCAAGGAGUAUAAAUGCUUUAAGUGAAGCAUGCGCUUUAGAAAUGUGCAAAUUGCAUAAAAUUGCCGAGCUGCUGCUGGUAAAGCCACAUCACAGCACCGCCAAUGAAGUGGACAGCAUUGUGCAGCUUUGCAAGCAAUUCAAUGGACACUUGCAAGGCUUAACCCAACGGUACGCAAAUAUUUUAAGCGGUAAGACUGCAGCAGAGGAUGCAACCGAACAAGAGGACUGCAAGACUCGCGUUAAUACACUUUUCGCUGAAAUGCUAAGCGCCGUGCAGUAUAUCGAGCAGGCCUACAAGCUAUUUACGCCCAUACUACAAAUGGGCGCUGUUUAGACCACAAUUGUCACAAGCAUUAUUACAUAUAUUUGUUCUAACUUUCUAUUUCUUUGUUUUGCUUGUUUUUGUGCGCUAUUUUGUAAAAAUAUAAAAUGAAUUCU